This is a messenger RNA of Phaedon cochleariae (mustard beetle), 1023 nucleotides long. NCBI's taxonomy places the organism in Eukaryota, Metazoa, Arthropoda, Insecta, Coleoptera, Chrysomelidae. The record is from the annotation of a GenBank genome assembly.
CGGUCAAUAUACCUUCUUAUCAGUACGAUAACCUAAGCGCGCUUUCAUAAAUGAUUCCUUAACACCAGAAGACAGGGUUAUCUGGUAUUCCCACUGUUUUGGAACAAGGGAAAGAACCGUUUCAGAUCGUGGUUAUCUCGCUCGAAAUACAGAUAUAAAAGAUGCUGAUGGGUUGUAGUGGUCAGUUCAGUUUCCAACUACGAUUUGUAAACAGCUGCAAAUAGUAUUUUUUUGUUAUUAAGUUACUAAUAAACGAAUUAAAAUGAAAGUAUUCGGGUUUGUCGCUUUGUGUUUAGCAGUCGCUGUAGCUGUCCCAGUAGAAGUAUUUGAAGAUGACAAUGGUCAAGAGUUCCUUUUGGUGCCUGUUAGCCGACAAAAGAGACAAACGAAAUGGGGCAUAUCCAACUCAGGAGCAGGCAUCAGCCACACCGGAACCAUCUAUUCUAACGGCAGGCACCAAUUGGACGGUACUGCCUCGGCAGCAAAGAACUUCCCGUCACACGGGCUCAGACCCGACCAAGUUGGUGGCCGCUUAGACUAUACUCACAACCCUUCUGGUUCGGGAGCAUUCGUAGGAGCCGACAGGACACGAAACUGGGGAACUGACGUUUCUGCAGGGGGUAAAUACAACAUCUACACCAGCCCGAAAAAGGACUUCGGAGUGGACGCCACUGGCGUCCAGCUCCCCCUGGACCACCGAAAUGUCUCUGGUACUGAGCAGUGGCGUCGACUCCGAAGUCCUUUUUCGGGCUGGUGUAGAUGUUGUAUUUGCCCCCUGCAGCAACGUCAGUUCCCCAAUUGCGCGUCCUGUCGGCUUGGACGAACGCUCCGGAACCAGAAGGGGUGUGCGUGUAGUCCAAGCGGCCACCAAUCUGGUCGGGCCUGAGCCCGUGUGACGGGAAGUUCUUCGCUGCCGAGGCUGUGCCAUCUAAUUGGUGGUGGUCAUUCUGGAAGAGCGUGCCGGUGUGACUGAUGCCUGCUCCCGAGUUGGAUAUGCCCCAUUUCGUUUGUCUGGAAGAAACG